Xyrauchen texanus (razorback sucker) is the source of this 3806-nucleotide messenger RNA. RefSeq names its product adenosine A2a receptor b (gene adora2ab). Gene Ontology annotation, molecular function: G protein-coupled adenosine receptor activity. The transcript has 3 exons. Gene Ontology annotation, biological process: adenylate cyclase-activating G protein-coupled receptor signaling pathway; G protein-coupled adenosine receptor signaling pathway. The record is from RefSeq and is a predicted model, not a curated record. The coding region runs from base 585 to 1928 and encodes 447 amino acids. Gene Ontology annotation, cellular component: membrane. Lineage: Eukaryota; Metazoa; Chordata; Actinopteri; Cypriniformes; Catostomidae.
CACACCACUGAGCUUUUACUGGAUCAAUCACGUUCAAAGUAUUUCAGAAGUGUACAUUUUAUUUUGUCAGGCUAAUAAGGACAUUUGAGUUGACUUUUAACCUAGCUCGCGAUGUGCGUACAUUCUUCAAGCUUUGCCAUUAGAAACAUAGAAACGACGGGACGCCUGCGGAGAGACCUACAACUCAGGUGCGCAACGGAAACACUCAACGGUAAGACGUCCCAGUGAAGGUCUACCGUAGCUUCUCCAUGUAUAUUUGCAGCUGUUUCCUUUAAGACUUUCUAUAGAAGUGAGCUGGACUAAAUGGACAGAUUUGUGAUUGGGUAAAUCAAGACUCAAGGAAUGGUUUUACCACUGACCAUGCAGUCACAACAGUGACCUCCAAACAGCAGGUGCCAGGACCUUUCUGACCAUUCUGUCUCCAGAAAAAGUUACAUUUGGUGAGAGAAAGAAUUGGCUUGGUUGCAUUGGCUUUUCUUCAUUCCUACCGCAAGAGCCAUUGAUUGGAAGUCCAGCUGGGCAAUUAUCAGCAACACAACUAUGUGUGUCCCUGAAGAUGUCCUUUCACUCUGGUUGAUGGUAUCAUGUCUUCUCUCGUCUACAUUGUUCUCGAACUGCUGAUUGCGGUGUUGGCUGUGGUGGGCAAUGUUCUAGUAUGCUGGGCCGUCUGCCUCAACACUAACCUCCAGAGUAUCACCAACUUCUUUGUGGUGUCGUUGGCCGUGGCGGACAUUGCGGUCGGAUUUCUGGCCAUUCCUUUUGCGGUCACCAUUAGCACGGGCUUCUGCAGCCACUUUCACGGAUGUCUCUUCAUCGCCUGCUUCGUGCUGGUCCUCACCCAGAGCUCCAUCUUCAGUUUGCUGGCCAUCGCUGUGGAUCGGUACAUCGCCAUCAAAAUCCCGCUGAGGUACAACAGUCUCGUCACAGGCCGAAGAGCCAAAGGCAUCAUUGCGGUAUGUUGGAUAUUCUCAGUUGUCAUUGGUUUGACACCCAUGAUGGGCUGGAACAGACGUGUCGCAGCGGGCACCAACAGCUCCUGUCCUCAAGGCAUGAUGGAGUGCCUGUUUGAGAAGGUGGUCACCAUGGGUUACAUGGUUUACUUCAACUUUUUCGGCUGCGUUUUGACACCGCUGGUAGCUAUGCUAGCGAUCUACGCGCGGAUCUUCAUGGCCGCACGUCACCAGCUGAGGCAAAUGGAGAUGAAAUUGGUGCACGGACACGCACAUGGGGAAGGAACUUCCUCCCGAUCUACACUGCAAAGGGAAGUCCAUGCAGCCAAGUCUCUGGCCAUCAUAGUAGGCCUCUUCGCCAUUUGUUGGCUCCCUUUACACAUUAUUAACUGCUUCACACUGUUUUGCCCACAGUGCGACCGUCCCAAGGAGUGGAUCAUGUAUCUGGCCAUCAUUCUUUCACAUGCCAAUUCAGUAGUCAACCCGUUCAUAUAUGCCUACCGAAUAUGUGACUUCAGGCUCACCUUCCGAAGAAUCAUCCGACAGCACUUUCUGGGCCAUGACAAUAGACUGGCCAGUGGCAAUGGGGGCAUGGCUACGUCUUCUGCUGGAAACAGUGUGAUUGAGAUUUCUUGUAGUACUGUGCCCAAUGGCUAUGUGCAGGACACCAGUCCAAUCUGCAGCAUGAUUUCCCGCAAUGAGUUUGGAAUUUCAAAGGAAGUGUCCUCCAAAAUCAGCCAAGUGAGGCCACAGACAGAAUUUCAAGACAUAGAUAAAAGUUUGAAUGGACACCCACAUUCCAUUCCUGCAAAUUCAAAGCAGAUUUUCUCAUUUCAGACUGGGAAUGAAAUACUCUCCACCAGGGACCAUGAAGAAAUCAUGAGUGUAAAAGACUGUAGUUCUAUUAGUAAUGUACAAGUCAGAUGUCUGUUGCCCACAAGGACAAGCAACUCGUCCAAUCUUGCAGAAAUUUCAUGACACAAAUAUCUUUCAGAACACAGGUAUCCUGCUGAAAAUACGCCAAUGGUAUGUUGACACCCUCUUUCUAUUUAACAGAUUUUUCAGCUAUACACAUUACUAAGAGGUACAUGAAAUCAAGCAUACAGCCUUGCAAUCUCUUGGACAAUCAUUUUUAGUAGAAUUGGCAUGACAAUGGCCUUGUGUGUAAAGCAAGGUCCAUAAACAUAGUUUAUUGAGUCUGCUGUGGAAGAACUUGUCUGGCCGGCACAAAGCGCAAACAGAGGCUUGUUUCAUUCUUCAAAAGAAUGUGUCAGUUGACCACAUUUACAGUACUUCCAUGGUCAGGAAAGGUAAAACUGUCUGAGGAUCAGUGAUUGAUGAUAUGUGUACUCAACCAUCACUUUUAGAUGCCAGCUCUGGUCUUUGCAAUUAAACUCAUCUUAUGGUGUUUUAAAUUUCCAGACUUGUUUUUAGAUUUGAUUGAAGAGCAGUGGUUCUCAACUGGUGGGUUGCAGGUCUUUUCUUUCAUGGAAAAAAAAUAAAACACCAAUAAUAAAGUGCAACUAAAAAAAUUGUGGGGAUAGUUAGGAUAACAAAAUAAAUAUGCUUAUUAACAUUUAAAAGGGAGACAAUUUUUUUUUCCAGAUCUACUGUCAUUAACCUUAUUCGCUCUAGCGCCAUCUUUGAUUUUUGAUGGAAAUGACAACGAGGCUGCGAGGGACCGAAUUACAGUCUCUUCAAUGGGCUGUACUGCAGUUUAAAGACAAGACAUUCUGCAGACAAAACAUUGAUAAAAUAUCUGUAGACAAACAAAUCCCGACAACAUGAGUUUUGGCAAAUCCGAUGGGAUCUAGGAGCUUUAUACAGCUUUAUACCAUGUGAUCUAUGAAGAGUUGGUAAGUCUAUCCCUCACAGCCUCUUUUAAUUCUCAUUCAAAAUCAAAAAUGGUGCUACUGUGAAUAAGGUGAAUUCAAUUUAUAGCAGUGGUUCUUGUGUCUAAUAAAUUCCUCUGUCAAAUUAGGCAGAAUCCAACAAACAUAGGUUGUGUGAAAUGUCUUCAUUCUCAAUGAAGAAAAGAAUGAACUACCAGGAAAUGUACCACAGUACAUUAAAGGGGUCAAAUGGAGUUGUACUAUAAAAACACACUGUAAGUUUCAGAACUCAAAACUUUCUCCUCACUGCAAAAUUAGCAUUUGUUGAAACCAAGCUGCAAAAAUGACUCGAUCUCAACUUCCUCCACAUUGUGAUGUUACACUGUGCAUCUGACUGCAUCCACAACAACAUAUCAAUGCCUACUUUACCUUACUAAUUUAGUAGCCCACCUAGUAGUGGUGAGCAGUGAGAUGUCAAGGAGACAGCAGGCCAGUCAAGAGCAGAGAGCCAAUCAUAACAGUGGACAUUUACUAUCAAGUCUUAAAGGAGAAGCAGCACCAAAACCGAUAAUUUCUGACAGAGGUUCAUGAUGAGGGUGAAAAAUUAUCAUGUUUUACAAAUAUAUGACUGUUGCUUGCGCAAAAAACUGUACUAAUAUUAUAAGUGAGUCUCAAGGAACAUAUUAAAAUAAUAAAAUAAGGCAUGUCAUGGCCCCUUUAAAUCUGGAUCCUGAAGCAAAGCCAGUUGGGAACCACUGUUGUAGAGAACUGCAUUGUUCCCUGUCAACAAGGAAGAGGUCUAACGGAUUAAAUCAAUAUUCCGGGGAAUUCAGUUAAAUCUAUUAUGACCAUGCCAUAACAGAUCUAGAUGUGCGGCAUGUUUACAAGAUGUUUCACCUUUCUGUGCAUUGAAGUCCAAGCCUGUGAGAGCCUUUGUUGUGCUUUUAAACUUGUUCUAAACGUAAUUGUUCAAUACUGCCUGUAAGCAUGUUUCCUGUUUCUAAAAUGUACAAAAUAAAAACAU